GCUUCCCUAUCAUCCAUAUGUGGUGCGAUUUUUUUCCAUUGGGAGGAGGCUGCUCGUGGAAGGUUAGGACACGUGGAGAGGCGGUUCUAGAGAAUGCCACGGACAUCGGAUCUAACAUGACACCUCAAGCUUUUACGGGGGACACUUGUCCGGCCCAUUCUGACCGGCUAUUCCCCCGCCUCUCUGAUCUGAUCUGAUCUGAUCUCCCCUUGACGAUUGACUGAAUAGUUACUUAAUAAAACCACAUUUAUUCCUUUCUUUUUUAUCCAUCUGGGCGGUGUUUGCCUGAUUCUGCUUCAGUUCGAGAGUGUAGUGUGCAGUGAAGAAACCAAAAAGGCGUUUUCCGAUCAUCAUCAUCAUCAUCAUCAUCAGAAGGAGAAGGUGAAAAUGAACGGCGUCAGCAAGCUGGAGAGGGAGGGCCGGUCGCUGCUGAACGAGCUGCCGGGGUUCGACAAGGGAGGCUUCCUCGACCUCGGCCACCCUCUCCUCAACCGCAUCGCCGAUAGCUUCCUCAAGGCUGCUGGGAUCGGGGCGAUUCAGGCCGUGUCGCGGGAGGCUUACUUUAUUGCCAUUGAAGGCCUCGAUUCUACCGAUGGUGGCAUGACAGAGGGCACCAAGAAGGCGCGGCGCUUACCGAACCUCAGAGGGGAAACCAACAGAAACUCUCUGGAGGCUUUGGUGAAGAGCACUGGCAAAGAAUCUCUUCAAUGGGGACUAGCUGCGGGAAUUUAUUCUGGUCUCACUUACAGCUUGAAGGAGGCUCGAGGAGCUCAUGACUGGAAAAACAGUGCAGUGGCCGGGGCAAUUACGGGCGCGGCACUCGGCCUCACGGCGGAUGGAUCAUCACACGAGCAGAUCGUGCAGUGCGCUAUCACCGGCGCUGCUAUCUCCACUGCUGCAAAUCUCCUUUCCGGGAUUUUUUAGAUAUCGGUUCUAUAGCAGUGAAUCGGGACUUUAAUAGGAUAGUAUCCUUCCCUUUUCAAAUGACUCUUGUGUCUUCUUUUCGUCUUGGAUAUUGAAAUGUUGGUACUGUGCCUGUUUGUUUUCCAUCACUUCAAUAUGUUUACCACUAAGUGAUGGUUUUCUUCAGUGGUGCACCCGAUGUAUAUCGGGUCGAUGUUAUGUUGUACGUCUGAGCUGUAGCUCUGCAUGUAAACGCCCCUCGAGUAUCGGGUUCUAUUAAGCGAUCCGUCAUCUCUGA
Punica granatum (pomegranate) is the source of this 1201-nucleotide messenger RNA. NCBI's taxonomy places the organism in Eukaryota, Viridiplantae, Streptophyta, Magnoliopsida, Myrtales, Lythraceae. The record is from RefSeq and is a predicted model, not a curated record.